GACGAGCUCCACCUACUCGCCCCCACACCCCCCCCCUCCCCCGCAAUCGGCGUUGCUGUUGGGAUGGAAGGGCGCGAGGGUGGGGAGCUCGGGUCGGCGUACAAGGCCGCCAUGCUCAACGGCGUCACCGUCGCCGUGAAGCGGAUGCGCGACAUGAACCGCGUCGAGUUCGAGGAGCACAUCCAGAUGCUCGGUGACCUCCGCCACCCCAACGUCCUCUCCCCCGUCGGCUACCAUUAUCGCAGGGAAGAAAAGCUCAUCGUCUCCGAGUUCAUGCCACGUGGCAGCCUCCUCUACGUCCUCCACGGUGACCAGCGCCCGGACAGGGUGGUGCUGGAUUGGCCGGCGAGGAUGAGGAUCGCCGUCGGCGUGGUGCGAGGCAUGGCGUACCUCCACGAGAAGCUGGGGAUCCCGACGAUGAGGCUGGUGAGCAUGGACGGCGCCGACUUCGACGCCAUCCACUCCUGCCGCCGUGGACAUCUCACACUACUCGCCGUCUGAGGUCUGCACCGCCUCCACAUUGAGCUGCCCACCGGCGAGCUCGGCAUCGAGGACGGCGUGCUCCUCAAGUGGAAGGCUGACUUCGGCGUACAAGGCCGCCAUGCGCAACUUCCAUCCCAACAACAAUGCCGAUCGAGGGGGGGGGGGGGGGGCGGGAGUAGGUGGAGCUCGUCGGGGCGAGCGGCUGUCGCGUCGCUGGCCGCCACCGCCGGACCUCCCCGUGACUCCGUGGGCCAUGGCACCUGGAGGCUAGAGAGAGGAGGGGAGAGAGAU
Messenger RNA from Oryza sativa Japonica Group (Japanese rice), 774 nucleotides. RefSeq names its product pollen receptor-like kinase 3. Lineage: Eukaryota; Viridiplantae; Streptophyta; Magnoliopsida; Poales; Poaceae. Gene Ontology annotation, molecular function: protein kinase activity; ATP binding. Gene Ontology annotation, biological process: protein phosphorylation. The record is from RefSeq and is a predicted model, not a curated record.